UACAUUUUUAAAUGCAAGGUGCCACUUCAUUAGUUGUGAAUAUCGGAUAAUAAACAUGAUUUUUAGACUCAUUUUCAUAUCACCUAGAUUUUUUUGUUGUAUGUUGGAAUACAUUUUUACGUCUCAUUCAUGUAGCACUGUGAGAUGCCCGUUGAUGCUAAGUAACCUCCAUAAUGGUGGUGAUCAGGUUUCUCAGCAUGCAAUGACUUGGUGUGAGAAUUGAGUGAUUUGAGCUUUUGCAUUGUCUUGCUUAUCCUCCCCCUUGCAGUCAAUGUAGCCUUUAUUUGUGUACUUUGUAUCAAGUCUACUCUGAAAACAUAUAAUCCUAAAAGAUGGAAUUUAGUUUGAUGUUUCAGUAGAUUCCAACGUGUAAAGGAAGCAUUUAGCAUUUUUUGUUGUAAAAUUGUCAUGUGUGGGCUUAGAAACCACAAGGAAUUUGUCAUGGCUGCAGAAAUGUGGCUUAUGGGAGUUUGAGGGGCAUAUUUGCCACAAAAGACCAUUUUGCAUAUGUGUAUUCCUUUUGUCCUAAAGAACGGCACAUACUUAUGUUACUGCUUUUUUCAGCCACUGGUUAAAUUAUUUAUAUUGAUCAGUGGUUGAUCAAUCUAAUUGUAAUUGAGAAAGGGUGGUAGUUGGGAGGAAGGCUUGAGAGAGCUUUUGGGCUGAGUUUCCUGGCUGUCUCACAUGAGAAACAGGAUGUGGAGGUUAAUCUUCAACCGAGUGUCUGCCAAAUACCACUCAUUUUUCAUGGGCAAAGCUGUGGGAAAGGGAACUGUUUGCUCUUUCCACCUUUAACAUUAGGGGGUAUCAAGGGAAUGCUUUGCCUUAAAUGCAGUUUAGACAAUUGGUCAACCUUGUUUUUCUAAUUGAUCUUGGUAGAAUUAUACAUUCUAACUUUUUACUUUCUAGUAAUUCCUAUUAUGGACAUUCAACAUACAUUUAGAAGUGGUGAGGCACUGGCAAUCUCCCAAGUCUUAUUUGUAUUAAAAUAAUAAACUAUCUGUAACAUAUCUAUCACCCAACCUUAAUGGUGGCAGUACAGCUCCAGAUGUCAAAUGCUAUUGCGAAUUUGGUUUAUGAAACUUAACAAUUUUAUGUUCUGCAUGAUUCCUUUGAGGGGCAGCGGGUAGCCUAGUGGUUAGUGCGUUGGGCCAGUAACAAAGGUUGCUAGAUCGAAUCCCCGAGCUGAGAAGCAGUGUCCACGAUAUUACAGUUGGUACAAAGAGAGGAUCAGACGAGCUUUUCUCCUGCGUGGCAAACGGACCCUAUAUAAUGACCAGCGCAACAGCCAAUGGCAACGACAGCAAGAAGUUCAAAGGUGACAUAAGGGGCCCGGGCAUCCCGUCACGCGUCAUCCACGUGCGCAAGCUCCCCAACGACAUCAACGAGGCCGAGGUCAUCUCCCUGGGCCUGCCCUUUGGCAAAGUCACCAACCUGCUCAUGCUCAAAGGAAAAAACCAGGCCUUCAUAGAGAUGAACACUGAGGAUGCAGCUCAGACCAUGGUCAGCUACUACUCCUCGGUGACGCCGGUCAUCCGCAACCACCCCAUCUUCAUGCAGUACUCCAACCACAAGGAGCUCAAGACGGACAACUCCCCCAACCAAGUGAGAGCCCAGGCGGCACUGCAGGCAGUGAACGCAGUCCAGGCAGGGGGCAUGCCCAUGGCAGGGGGCAUGCCCAUGGCAGGGGGCAUGCCCAUGGCAGGGGGCAUGCCCAUGGCAGGGGGCAUGCCCAUGGCAAGUGUGGAUGCCUCAGGGGGCAUGGGCGGGCACAGCCCUGUGCUGCGCGUUAUAGUGGAAAACCUGUUCUACCCAGUCACCCUGGACGUGCUGCACCAGAUCUUCUCUAAGCUCGGCACAGUGCUUAAGAUUAUCACCUUUACCAAAAACAACCAGUUCCAGGCCCUGCUGCAGUACUCGGACGGUCUGACCGCACAGCACGCUAAACUGUCUUUAGAUGGGCAGAACAUCUACAACGCCUGCUGCACCCUCCGCAUCAACUUCUCCAAGCUGACCAGCCUGAAUGUGAAGUACAACAACGACAAAAGCCGCGACUACACGCGGCCUGACCUGCCCACGGGAGACAGCCAGCCCUCCAUCGACCACCAGGCCAUGGCUGCAGCCUUCGGUGAGUACUAUGGUGCUCCCGGGAUCAUCUCAGCCAACCCGUACGCAGGAGCUCAUGCCUUCCCCCCGGCAUUCGCCAUUCAGCAAGCUACAGGCCUGACGAUGCACGGUGUCCCUGGAGGCCUGGCUCAACUGACCAUGCCCGUGGCUGCAGCCGCGGCGGCUGCAGGCAGAAUGGGCUUCCACCAACUCUCCGGUGGCCACUGUGUCAUGCUGGUCAGCAACCUCAACCCAGAGAGAGUUACGCCCCAAUGCCUCUUUAUUCUUUUCGGUGUAUAUGGUGACGUGAUGAGAGUGAAGAUCCUGUUCAACAAGAAGGAGAACGCUCUGAUCCAGAUGUCUGAUGGGACUCAGGCGCAGCUAGCAAUGAGCCACCUGAAUGGCCAGAGGCUCCACGGGAAAGCGCUGCGCGUCACCCUGUCCAAACACACCAAUGUCCAGCUGCCCCGCGAGGGCCAUGAGGACCAGGGCCUGACAAAGGACUACAGCAACUCACCCCUUCACCGCUUUAAGAAGCCCGGCUCCAAGAACUACUCUAACAUAUUCCCUCCCUCAGCCACCCUGCACCUUUCAAACAUCCCACCCUCUGUGGUUGAGGAUGACCUCAAGAUGCUGUUUGCGAGCUCCGGUGCAAUGGUCAAGGCCUUCAAGUUCUUCCAGAAAGACCGCAAGAUGGCCUUGGUCCAGAUGAGCUCAGUUGAGGAGGCCAUAGAGUCCCUCAUCGAGUUCCACAAUCACGACCUGGGUGAGAACCACCACCUGAGGGUCUCCUUCUCCAAAUCUACCAUCUGAGGGGUGCAGCCCAAAACACUGCUGAUGGGCCGCCCACAUCCCUUCACGACCUCUACUAUGUCAAGUUGUGGGGAAGCGACUCUUCAGUCGUGAAGUAGCAUCCAACACAGCAAUCACUUCCAUCAUUCCUAGUAUAUUUAUAUACGUAUAUCUACAUAUGUCGACCUAUAAACCAUAUGGAAAAGAAACGUGCACACCCAAAUUUACUGGGUAAAAAAAAGUUUUAUAUUUCUAGCAUCUUGCCUUUGCGAGGUAAAUGCAUUCCUUGCUCUCUGCACUGACAGAAGUAGUUUACACUUGCCUGUCUAAGUCUGAUUUAAGAGAUUGGCGUAGCCUAAACUUCAGUCUUUUGGUAAAUUCCAUUUGCCCUUGGGUUCCAACACCACUAGGUUCUGAGGCUGACGCCUCAUGCCCUCUUUGCCUUCAGAUGUUUUCUGUGCCUUAUUCCAGAAGUCUUAUGUCCUUCAAUUUGAUACGUUGGCAUUUUACAGCCAAAACAAAAUUUAGCUUAUCUUCCUCUCCCCAAUCCUUGCUUGCGAAGACCAGGUUUACAGCUGAUAUGGGUUUACCGUUUGUAUAAAAUGUAUUACAAGGUGGUUCACCCCCCCCCCCAAUGUAUUAUGAAGGUUUUCUUUUUAGUCUUAUUUUAAAAUUAAGAUGAGCUAGUUAGUUGAAGAUUAAAUCCACAACUCAUUAUCUAGCUUUUUUAUUUUUUAAAUAUGUAAACCCCUUGUACCAGGGUUUGUGAUUAUUAGUCUUGUUUACUGUAUGUCUAGAUGUAGGUUUGCAUUUUUUAUGAAAUUUAUGCAAUACGUUUUGUACAAAUCCAGUAUUGUACACAUUGUUAUUCAUAUAUACUGUUGGUUGUAGCUUAUAGGUAUUGGUCAGUGGUUGCCUUCACAACUGUGCCUUAGCAAAAGGUCUUACUAGAAAUGUAUGGCUUACAAUGUCUUAUGAUUUUUGUCUUAAUGGCUUGCCUCUCCUGAUGCAGUGGCUGUCAAUUUAGUAUAUUUAUACAAUUUUGUGAUACACUACAGCGUAAAACCAAAUAAGGCCUUUUUGCAAGUUAUUUUAGUGAACCUGUAUACACAGCUUUAUUCAUAAUGCACUGCCACAGAGUUGUGGUAGUCUGCCUGCCCAUUAUAGCACAUUUUACAAGGUUCUUACGGGGAUCAAACAGAAGCGGACUAUUGUGACUCUGCUGCUGUGAAUUAUAAAAUAAACGUAUGAAUUGGAAGCGUCUCAGUUGCAUGCCAAGAUGAAUGAUGGUUAUUUGAUAUUUACAUGUGGGGUUAGUAACCUUUAUUGUACAGGGCUGUGACUUAAUGCAGUCAUUGCUAACGGCAAUGCGGCACCCUCUCAUGUAGUCUAUGGACUGAACGUUCAUCUUAAAUUGAGAUCCAUUUUGCGUUUUUGGAGAAGUGCCUUUCAAAUGAAGCCUUUUUUGGUCUGUUUAUACACGUAUGUUUACGUAAUGAACGUAUGUUUCUGCCUUAAGUGCCCUCAGGCUCAUAGGAAAUGCACACAUCUGUCAAAUGUAAAGGUCUGCAGUGAUUCUGGGCGCUUGCUACAGUGAAGGUGGACACUUUGUUGUAGAUCACAUUUUAAAAGGUAAUUAUCAGUCUUAAUACUUGGACAUUCCACAUGUGCAUCAUUUUAUAUUGGGCAAAUGUUGGUUCUUUUCUCACAAUUAAUUGUGCAUCAAGUUCCAUAUUUUAAAUUGGUGCAAAGCAAUAGAAUUUCAGGGUCAUGUGAGGAACCAGUGCUCAGACAUUGUUCCAUCACUAGUUUUCUUGAACACCAGUUUAUUACAUGCUAACCUAUUCAUAAUUGGACUCCAGCAAUGCAGAAGAAUGACAAUUUGUUUGUAGAUUACUCAAGAAUAUGCGACACUAGUCUCCAUAUCAAUAUGUAGCAUGUAUUGCUAUUAAAGGUAUUUUACUUGCUUUGCAUACCCCAGGCCAGGAGUGGAUUUCCCAAUUAUGCAAAAUUGCACAGCAUUUAAAAUCAUUACCUCGAUCACUUAACAUUAAGAUUGCAGGAUUUCUUCAAGUGAGGUGAUUGUCGGGGGGGGGGGUGAAAAGCGGUAUAUUCAUUUUUUUGUACCACAAAGUAGGUAUUCUGAAACGAUAAGUUUUAUAUCUAUAAAACAUAUUUUGAUUGCAAUUAGCUUGGGACCUUUUCUUCUGGGCCGCUCAGUAAAGAAGACAAACAUCACAAUUAAAUUGUUGGGAAAAAAAAAGAAAUGGGUCCCUUUUGGUCAUUAGUGUUCCGUGUAGCUUGAACCUUUCUUAAUUGUGCCUUCAAUAAAUAUUUUCACUGCU
Messenger RNA from Oncorhynchus masou masou (cherry salmon), 5243 nucleotides. RefSeq names its product polypyrimidine tract-binding protein 1-like. Lineage: Eukaryota; Metazoa; Chordata; Actinopteri; Salmoniformes; Salmonidae. The record is from RefSeq and is a predicted model, not a curated record. Gene Ontology annotation, molecular function: mRNA binding. Gene Ontology annotation, biological process: regulation of RNA splicing; regulation of cell differentiation; mRNA processing. The transcript has 15 exons. Gene Ontology annotation, cellular component: nucleus. Bases 1273 to 2919 code for a protein of 548 amino acids.